Corythoichthys intestinalis (scribbled pipefish) is the source of this 5744-nucleotide messenger RNA. RefSeq names its product dynein beta chain, ciliary-like. Gene Ontology annotation, molecular function: dynein intermediate chain binding; dynein light intermediate chain binding; minus-end-directed microtubule motor activity. NCBI's taxonomy places the organism in Eukaryota, Metazoa, Chordata, Actinopteri, Syngnathiformes, Syngnathidae. The coding region runs from base 1 to 1980 and encodes 659 amino acids. Gene Ontology annotation, biological process: cilium movement involved in cell motility. The record is from RefSeq and is a predicted model, not a curated record. Gene Ontology annotation, cellular component: axoneme; 9+2 motile cilium; dynein complex. The transcript is spliced from 13 exons.
AUGUCGGAAGCCGCGGAGAGAACCUUCUCGGUGGCCACGCCCACCUCCUGUAGCUUCCCGGUACUGGCGGCAUCCUUCCAGGAGCAAGUUUCCCAGCUGGAGGCCCGCUUGGUGUCCAUCCUGAGAGGACGACUGGACGAGUGCCGGCUGCCCUCGGCCGCCGUCAAGGUGGUGGCCAUCUUCGGGCCGCUGCUGCAGCGCGCCUCCAUACGAGAACGGCUACGUCCUCAGCUCUCCUUGCUGGUGGACAUGGUCAUGCGAGAACUGGAGCUGGUCCACGCGCUUGUCAGGAGCAAAAGUGAGAACGACGUGGCAUCCAAGUUCUCUUCCUCGCCCGCCAUCACGCUCAAGUGGACACAGCAGGUCAUGCUGAGGGCUCACAACAUCCAGCACAACUUCCAGACUGUGCAACACCUGUGCGUGGAGUCGUGCGACAAAGUGCGGCAAAAGUUCCAGAAGAUCGCGGACCAGCUGAUGGACAUCCGGACCACGGUGCUACAGGGGUGGAGCCGAAACCUGGACAGAGACGCUUCCGCCCUCCUUCGAAUUCCUCUGAUUCAAGAGGAAGACAAAAUACUGACAAUUCCUUGCGGACAACAGCUGACGGCCCUAAUGAGCGAGAUCAAAAAAGCUCACUGGGAGAAAGAUUUGGCGCUGAAUCCCCAAACUGCGGAGAUUUUGCAGAACAGACAUGACAUCGCCCAAAGUUACCUCAGCCUCAUCAACAUCGUGUCCUUGUACAACAAGAUUGUGGAAAAAUGUCUGCCUGUGGAGCUACCUCUGAUCCAGAGCGGGUUGGAGGAACAGAGGCAGAGCCUGUUGGAGCUGCAAAACAAAAGCUGGACUAAUGAUGGCAUCCAUGCGCUGAUGGAGCAGAAGAAAAAAAAGCUGGCAACCUUUUCCACAUCUGUCAAUGAGGCACGAAACAACAUGGCCACCAUAUGCGCCAUCACGGAGGAGUGGGCGGGGCUUCCCCUGCUCAAUGACACGGACGGCUUCCUGGAGAGGGGCGGCGCAACCGAGGAGAGCUAUGAGCGUCUUCGCGAUGACGGCAACGAGAUCAUACGCCUGGUCAAGGAAAACGUCGCCCUAUACGGCGUGAAAAACGAGUCGUCGGCUGAAUGGACGGCCUAUGUAAAGCACGUGGACCAAUUGGUGCAGGACGGCAUCCUGCAAAUGCUGCUGGAUGCGCUCAACUUCCUGUCGCAGAACAUGACGCCGAUGAACUUCAGGGGAGCCUUGCUGCAGGUGUCUCUGCAGCUGCAGCCGACGGGAAGCGUCUUCGAGCCGUCCUUGACCACUGACCUGAAAGCAGUACUCAAGCUGUUCAUCGCAGACAUCCGCGCGGCUGCCGCCAUGCCUCUUAGGAUCUGCACAGAUAAACUGGAUAACUACCAGGAGGUCCUGAAGGACGACGGCAAGCUAACGGCACUGGAAGAAGAAGUGAUGCAACGUUUGGAGGAGGUGACGGUGGAAGCCGAACUCCUGAGGACCGAACUGGACUGCUUCUCGCCGCUGUGGAUGAGUCACAAACGUGGCGUUUUGAAGGAGUUCCUCACCUACGGUAGGAGGCUGGAGGAGGGUGAGGAGGAAGUGGACGAGUGCCCGCCCACGCUCGCGGACUUUCAAAGAGAGAUUUACUCUCUCCAGAACCAGCUAAACAAGGUAAACGAUCUGGAGGACUACGACCUGGUGCAUGGCUGGCUGCAAGUGGACCUUCAACCUUUUAAGGAUGCUCUCCGCCUUUUCAUCAACAAUUGGAUCAGCUUGUACACACAGCACCUGCUCAAACUCGUCAGACACAGCAUGUCUCGGCGAAGUAUGGACGAAGAAGAGGAAGAAGCGGAGAAGGCUUCGGCACGCAACUUACCUCUGACAGAAACCAUCAUGCUGUUGGAGACUGUCAACGUAGAAGUACCCGAAAUCACCUCGCUCCUGCAGACGGGAGGCCACCUGGUGGCGGAAACGGAAACCAAAUAGGCACGAGAUGAAAAGUUUCUAGCGACGGUAGAUUCCGAAGGCCAGCAGGCUGAGGAAGACGGUGACGCCCAGCAGCGACGCCGACGCCGGGGCCGUGAAAAGGUGGCGGUACUGGAUUUGGCAAUACCACAGCACGGCUAGCAUCAGCACCAGCAGCGGCACCAUCAGGCCGCCCACGUUGAGCGCCACCUGGACCUGCUCGGCCGCCGCCGCGCCGCCUUCUGUGCCCGCCGCCGCCGCCGCGUGCUGUGAGAUGUGGCAGUGCAGCACGCAGUUGUGCGACAGGUGGAGCGCUUCCAGCGUGGCGCCGUCAUCCCGUAAGAGCUGACCUUGGUAGAUAAGGCGGACGUGGCGCUCCUGCCCCGAGAAGUACGUCCUGCCGGGGGGCACACACUGACUUACCAGCUGUCGCUGACAUUUUUGGGUUGCUAAUAGUGUUGCACCGAUACUAGUAUUGAAAGGGGCCCCGAUACCGUGCCAAAAUGCAGGUAUUGGCGAGUGCAAAUAAAUAUUGAACCGGUGCUGUACAAUAAAAUUUGACAGAUAUAUCAGCUGGCCGAUAUAAGAUAUUUUUUUGAUGAUCAGGCAUCGGUUCCAUUUGUAGACGCUGUUUUCUAAUAAAGAUUAUUGGCCGGCUGAUAAAUGAACUUCUUUUAAGAUCAGCCAUCAGUCGACUAAUAGCCGACAUAUGGUACAGGGAUGGUACACUUGUAUCGUGCUUUUCUACCUUCAAGGAAAGUACUUUGACAUUAUUUAUGACAUUUACCUAUUGAUGACGUAGCAUCAGGAGUAACGUCAGUUCAAUAUCUUGCUAAAGGACAAAGGUCACCAGGGCGGGAAAUCGAACCCACAACCACUGGGUUGGGGAACGACUAAUCUCCUUCUGGGCCGAUAUAAAGACUCAUCGCAAGACAUUCACAUUACUUAAGUUACCAGAGCCCAGUCAACAAAGGACUAUUUGAAUGGUCAAAAUAUGCAGUAUUACUGAAGUUGUUUUGUUGCUUAUUUUUAAGUUAGGUGAAACAGGAUUGUCUCUUCGCGACGCACGGUCUGUGCAAACAAAAGAGCUGGGAAUCUUUGGGCCCCUAACGAUUCGAUUACGAUUCAGAGGCUCCGAUUCGAUUAUAAAACGAUUAUUGAUGCACCCCCCUCCUUUUUUUUUAAUUUAUUUAUUUUUAAAUGUUUUGUACAUUAGUUCCAAAAUUGUUCAAAAAUACUCUCAGGCUAAACCAAACUACUAUUUCAGUAUCAAGUUAACAUAUAGCAGUAAAAAAAUAUACAAAAAUAACAGUAAAUAAAAAACUCCAGUCCCCAUUCUGUAUCAGCAGCUUUAAACUACAUUCAAUUAAUUUAAUGUUGUGAAUCAACCGUUAAAGUUGUUAAAAUUGCUCCAGUUAUUCCUUAAUUUCCCUUUUGUCUACUUUCGACAUGUGAAAGUUUUAAAGCUAUUUUAAAGAUAGAUUCAAGUCAAUAUUUUACCGAUUUAGGAGUAUUUUAGAUAAAAAGUUAAUUAGGUUUGCUUGGAAGGUUCGCUACAACAGCCUUGCAGGGAAGUGUACUGCUUUAAGAUGGCGGCCGUUUACUACGCCCGCAUCUAGCUUUUUGUAGAUGUGCUGCUAACGCUACCGAAUCUAUAAUGCAUCUAGUCCUAUAUAAAUGAUAUCUACCAUAACAUUAUGUGGAUGUACUUUGUAGCAGCUUUUCGGCAGCAGUCAGGUAUGUUGUUGUUUUUUUUUUAUCUCUUGGCAUGAGUUGAGCUAGAGCCGUGAGUUGAGCAUUGGCAUUACCCGAGGGGCCGGGUAAUGAGAAGCAUGAUGUUUAGCUACUCUCGCUCCAUUCCUCACUGUCCCCAAGACCGCGCGGCGAGCUGAGUGUGUUGUACUUCCGCUUUACUUGGCAUAUUUCAAUAAUCGGAAUUUGGAUAUUUGUGAAUCGUUCUCGAAUCUUCCACGGCCGAAUCGCAAAUAAUCUAAGAAUUGGAAAUUUUGCACACCUCUAGCGAACACCACUGCAUUUGGUGUAAUAUUAAGAGAUUGGAAUAAUGCAGGAAAAGUCCUAAAAUCACAAGAUUAAAAUCGUCAUAUUACUUAUUUUUACAUUACAUGAACUAGAAGUUGUUAGGGGUCUGCAGUUGGCGAUGUAACUUUGACCAUUAUACCCUUCUAAUACGUAUAGACAAUAACAAUAAUUGUUUAAUUAAUCAUCUGAUUAAUCAAUUAUGAAAAUAAUAAUUAGUUGCAGCCCUAGUUUCCAAACACUAGUUUCCCUCCACAUGAUGACCUUCAGUUUCAAGCACUGCUGUAAAUGAAACAGCGCUCGUCGCUCUUCCCGAGAUGGUUGCCGAUCAAAAACGCCAUCGAAGAAAAUGAAGAAAAAACAAAGAAUGCACUAAUGGAAAAAAGCAUUCAACAACUUUUCAUUAAGAUGGACAGUGGGAGUCAAAUCUUGUUUUUUUUAAAACGAGAAGAUAUUUUUGCUUGUGAAUGGUAUAUGUUGAGCAGUAAUACCAGCCAGGAUUUAACGUUUUAUAACAUUGACAUGAGUGUUAAGAUGUUAACUUUGUUAGAAGGUGGUAAAACGGAAAAGUAGGCCAGAGAACUUGUGUAGUCUCCUUCCAAAAGUGAUGAGCAUGAGCUAAGCUAAUGUACUAAUAUGGUAUAAGGCAGGGGUGUCCAAACUUUUUGCAAAGGGGGCCAAAUUUGGUGUGGUAAAAAUGUGGGGGGCCGAUCUUGACUGACGUCCUUUACGUAGAACAAUAUAUUUAAGCAAAUUUUAGCAGGCCAUUCUGUGUCACAUUUGCUUUACUAUUUUUUUUCAAUUAACAAUUUCAACAAUCGCGCAAAUAGCCUUUGUGGCGUUCUCUUUCAUCUCUCGGGCUCUUGCGAAAUACUGCUGCUGUAAAAAAACUAACUUCAAGUUGCUUCAAUUUCUCGCUAUAUAUCUUCCCUGUAAUCUUGUCGUACAUGUCAGCGUGUCUUGUUUGGUAAUAUCGCCUCACAUUGAACUCUAAAAACAGCGACUGUCUCUUUGCAAAUGAGGCAGACACAGUUGUUGCGUAUUUUAGUGAAGAAAUAGUCCAAUUUCCACCUAUCCUUGAAACGUCGGCCAUCGCAGUCAACUUUCUUUUUUUUGCUGAUUGUUGCCAUUUUAGAAAAUUGAGAGUAAAGGGUCACACGGGGUAAUGUUGCUUAGAGUACUGCUGCCUUUUAGUGGAUAAAUGAGGAGCAGCAUUUAGUGUAUAAGCUACUUCAUAUGCUGGUGGCAGUACUGCUGACCAAUUUGUUAGGUCUGUGUGCGGGCCAGAUGAUAUUUUAUGACAGAAGUUGGGGGCCGGAUGAAAUUUGACCAUGGACCGCAUUUGGCCCCCGGGCCGGACUUUGGACAUGUCUGGUAUAAGGUGACUGAGCAAGCCAUGAUAGCAAUUAGUUCAGAUUCAAGUGAGUAUGCAGUCUUAGAAAAUCUAUUUGUUGUAUAAUUUUUCAAAAACGAAGCCAGGUAUCGGUGCAACACUAUUUGCGAGCCCGGAAAAAUAGCCAAAAUGAAAAAUCUAGCAGGAUGGUUGAAGAUGAUGCUAACUCGCAAGUAAAUAUGGCGGACUUUCACCUCAAUGGCACUUUAGAAAAUCAAUGUCUAUUUUUACAUUUGUUUUCCUAUGCAUUUUUCUUGAUUAAAAUUGUGAAAUUUGAUUUACGCCUUUGUUUUUUAUACUUACUGGCUGCCAUCGACGGCACUAGAUGUCCAAUCUCGGCUGGGUGGGGCGAAUG